GAGGAUGAAAGUAAUGUGGUAUGGAGACUUGGAGAGAAUGAGUUGAGACCAGUGGGUAGGUCGAUUGGGAAGCGCGGCAAGGAUGAGAGCAAGUAAGUAUGAUGUGUUGAGAUAAGUGUGGAAGAGUGUGGCUGUGCCAUGUAUAAUGUAUGGUAUGGAUGUGAUUGCAUGGAAUGAAAGUGAAAUUGAUAAGUUAGAAGUGGGCCAGAAUAGAGUAGCAAGGAUGGCACUGAGUGCACCGAGGUGCACAGCAGUUGAAGCCUUGAGAGGUGACAUGGGAUGGAGCACCUUCAGAGAAAGACUGACAAAAGCCACACUUAGGUACAAGAUUAGGCUUGAGAGAAUGGAUGAUGCAAGAAUAGCAAGGAAGGUGUACCUGUGGAAUGAAAGUGGAAGCAAAUGGAGGAAGAGAUGCAUGAGAAUGACAGACAGGAAUGAAUUGCAAGUUGUGUGGGCGAUAAGAAUGGCUGCUAGGAAUCAAAAUGAGCGUGAAUGGGUGGUAACAAGAGGAGGAAGAGUGGGAGCCGAAUGGGAUGUGAGAAAAUGGAAGAAUGAGAUAGACAAAGAAGUGAAAUGUGUGGGACUGAAUGAAUGGAAGACUGAGAUGGAAAGAAAGAAGACCCUGGAAUGGUACAAGGAGAAAGAGGCCCCGAGGUAUGAAAGGUGGUAUGAUGGAAGCCUGGGCGGUGAUCUUCUCUUCCGAGCGAGGGCACAGUGUAUGGAUGUGAAUGCAAGGAGUUACAGGUGGUCUGAGUCCCGCAGCAAAGUGUGCCAGAUGUGUGACAUGGGAGAGGAUGAGACAGUGGAACAUGUGGUGCUGGAGUGUGUGCAGUAUGCCAGAGACAGGAAUGAGAUGAUGCAAGUGAUACUGACUGAGUUAGGGCAUGAUAGGAAUGAAAGAGUGGAGAAGACAGGAAAGGAAUGGAUGGUGUUGUUGCUGGGACUGUGUAGAGAGGCGAAUGAAAGGAUGAUUGAGGCGGUGAAAGAGUUUCUGGAGAGAAUGUGGCGUGCCAGGUGUAUGAACAAUUAGGAUAGAGGAUGCUGUUCGUUUCUCUUUUUUUUUUUUUUUUUCCCUUUCUACAGGAGUUGCCGAUCCAAAGGCCUGGCUCAUGAGUGAUCCUGUGCCACCUGUACCAUCAAGAUCAAGAUCAAGAUGGUGAGUCUGCGUACAAAAUUGCAUCGGAGGGAUUGAUAGAGGCAGCCACAAUUAUCCAUCAUCAUCGGCGACACCAUGGCUCUUGAGAAGACAGACCUCGAUGACAGCGUGGUGAGCGAGGAGGGGGAGUCAACCAGCAGAGUAGGGGAGCAUGACCCCUACUUUGAACCAGUGGUGACCUUGCUGGAGGUCUUCGUGGUUAGUGAUGAUGACCAGGAGGAGGAAAUGAUAAGACUGAGUUUCGAGGUCAGGCAGUACAAGCUGUUUCUUUAUCACACCUCUGAGUCGCCCCCACAGUGGAAGGAACGGGGCAUGGAGGCCAUUAAGAUUCUGAGGAACAAGCAGAAGAAGGCUGUGGAGUUUGUUCAGCGGCAGAAUUAAUGCCAGUGGUUGAGUUCAGAUCCUCCAAGACACACACACACACAUACAGCAGCCCCUCCACCUCCCCACAGCCCUCCACAGCCCCUGACACAGCAUCUGACACAGGCCCUUCACAGACCACCACAUACCUCACACAUACAUAAGAACAUAAGAACAUAAGAAAUAAGGGAAGCUGCAAGAAGCGACCAGGCUUACACGUGGCAGUCCCUGUAUGAAAUAUACCUACCUAUUUCCAUCUGUUAUCCCCAUCCAUAAACUUGUCUAAUCUUCUCUUAAAGCUCUCUAGUGUCCUAACACUAACAACAUGAUUACUGAGUCCGUUCCACUCAUCUACCACUCUUUUUGAGAACAAAUUUUUUCCUAUCUCCAUCCUAAACCCAAAUUUUUCAAGCUUGUACCCAUUAUUUCUUGUUCUACCCUGGUUGCUGAUCCUAAGAAUUUUGCCUACAUCCCCCUUGUUAUAACCCUUAUACCACUCAAAGACUUCUAUCAGGUCCCCUCUUAACCUACGUAUCUCUAAAGAAUGUAAAUUUAACAGCUUCAACCUCGCCUCGUAAGGAAUACUCCUCAUCCCCUGUAUCCUUUUAGUCAUUCUCCUCUGUACUGAUUCUAAUAGACCUAUAUCUUUCCUGUAAUGUGGGGACCAGAACUGCACAGCGUAGUCUAGAUGAGGUCUGACCAGCGCCAAAGUAUAACUUUAAUACUACUUCCGGCCUUCUACUUUUAACACUCCUAAAAAUCACACACACCACAGGAGCCUCACAAACAGUCUCACAGCCUUCACAAGCAGCCCCACACUCCACCACAGACACACCAGACCCACAGCCCUUCACCUCACCCACUUCCCAGCCCCCAACGCCCCCCAGCCACCACAAAUGAAGUGAAAGGAAGGGACUGUGGCUUCACCCAGCCAGCCAGGACAGCCUACAGAGAGGGGGUAGUCCCAGUCAAGUCACAAAAUAUAGGCUUGGUUCUUCCUACAGUUUGAAGUCAAUGAUUGGACAGGCCAGACAGCUUAGUGGCAGAGCUGCAGGUGGCCCUUGUAAGCUUCCUGGUGGCACAGAUGUAGGACGGCUGGGAGCAGUGGAGGUGCCUGAUGGGGCAGCUGUGCCGGGCAGAGGGGCUGCUACUGCUGCUGCUGCUGCUGGGGAGAGCCACACUUGUAUGGUGGUAACACGGAGAGGAAGUGGAAGAAAGCUUGGGACGCUCCCAUAACUCAGGAGCAAGAAAUACACCUUACUGGAAACCUUGUGACUGACAGGUGGCGGUGACUGCAGGAACCAAUUCAGAUGUCUGUCUUGUGUUGGCGAACGUCCUGUCUGCAGUCAGGCCAGUAGUGCCAUGUUGCAGGGUGUGACAUCAGGUGAAGAGCCAAAUGGAGAGUGUCUGCAGCCAGUACUGGGUGUGCUGAUGCUGUACAAGUGUCGAGCCAGGUGCCACAGCACAUGUCAGCUGACUCCACCAGAGUAGUGUCUCUAGUCCAGGAUGCACUGCUGUGUACGACUUGUAUGUCUUUGCUAAUAAAUAAAUAUUUGUGACUAUUCUUAUUAUAUAUGUGAAAUAAAUAUAUAGUUUGCUAACAGUGUGGUAUAAUAGUGUAAAAAUAAAUAUUUGAUAACAAUUCAUGCAUGCCCCAAAGGUAAAAAAAAAAAAAAAAACAGGAUUGUGCCCUCUAAACUUUUAAGAUACCACUUGCACAUAGAAGCCCCGUCCCAGCGACUCCAGUGUCGGCUGGGAUGGGGCUUCUAUGUGCAAAUGGCAUCUUAAACUUAGUUUAGUAGCCAAUCCUGACUUUUUUUUUUACCUUGGGGGCAUGACCUGUACUCCCAGAAAGACUGCCAAAGAUAUUAUUGACAUGGCAUAAAUAACUAUCAUUGUUUUUUUUACCUUGAGGGCAUGACCUGUACUCCCAGAAAGACUAUUUGCCAAAGAUAUUAUUGACAUGGCAUAAAUAACUAUCAUUAUGUUCAAGAUGGUAUACUGAAUGUUUAUUGUUUUAAUGUGAAUGUUAAGUGAAUAAAUACACAACAAUAAUAUAAA
Molecule: messenger RNA, 3577 nt
Organism: Scylla paramamosain (green mud crab)
Lineage: Eukaryota; Metazoa; Arthropoda; Malacostraca; Decapoda; Portunidae
Product: ran-specific GTPase-activating protein-like
Exons: 7
Coding region: 1232-1537 (101 amino acids)
Biological process (GO): intracellular transport
Source: RefSeq, a predicted model, not a curated record